Molecule: messenger RNA, 3898 nt
Organism: Talpa occidentalis (Iberian mole)
Lineage: Eukaryota; Metazoa; Chordata; Mammalia; Eulipotyphla; Talpidae
Gene: SPATA2
Product: spermatogenesis associated 2
Exons: 3
Coding region: 159-1724 (521 amino acids)
Biological process (GO): protein K63-linked deubiquitination; regulation of tumor necrosis factor-mediated signaling pathway; regulation of necroptotic process
Cellular component (GO): cytoplasm
Source: RefSeq, a predicted model, not a curated record
GCCGCGGCGCCUCCCUGCCUGCCUCGGCCGGGGCGUGGGCGGCGGUGCCGGGAGCACUCCGCUGGUCCAGGAGGGCCACAGGUCAGGGCUUGCAGCCAUGUCCCUGCCUCUGACCCAGAAGCUAUGGAGGAGAUAAGGUAGCCCCCUUCCUGGCUCGGAUGGGGAAGCCCAGUUCAAUGGAUACAAAAUACAAGGAUGACUUAUUUCGGAAGUACGUGCAGUUUCAUGAGGGCAAAGUGGACGCCACCCCCAGCACGCAGCGCCCUGGCAGUGAUGAGCACCUGCGGGCAGCCGCCUCGACCCUGCUCAGCCUGCACAAUGUGGAUCCCUUUUAUCGAUUCCGGCUGAUCCAGUUCUACGAAGUGGUGGAGAGCUCCCUGCGCUCGCUGCGCUCCUCCAGCCUGCAAGCUCUGCACGGCGCCUUCAGCGUGCUGGAAACAGUGGGCAUCAAUCUCUUCCUCUACCCGUGGAAGAAGGAAUUCAGAAGCAUCAAGACCUACACAGGCCCCUUCGUUUAUUACGUCAAGUCCACGUUGCUGGAAGAGGACAUCCGAGCCAUCCUGAAUUACAUGGGCUAUGUGCCCGAGUUGGGGACCGUGUACAAGCUCAAAGAGCUCGUGGAGACCCUCCAGGUCAAGAUGGUCUCCUUUGAACUCUUUCUGGCCAAGGUGGAGUGCGAGCAGAUGCUGGAAAUCCACUCACAAGUCAAGGACAAGGGCUACUCCGAGCUGGACGUGGUGAGCGAGCGCAAGAGCAGCGCCGAGGACGUGCGUGGCUGCUCGGACGCCCUGCGGCGGCGGGCUGAGGGCCGGGAACACCUCACGGCCUCCAUGGCGCGGGUGGCGCUCCAGAAGUCGGCCAGUGAGCGGGCGGCCAAGGACUACUACAAGCCCCGCGUGACCAAACCUUCCAGGUCGGUGGACGCCUAUGACAGCUACUGGGAGAGCCGGAAGCCGCCCCUGAAGGCCUCGCUGAGCUUGCGGAAGGAGCCGGUGGUGGCGGACCUGGGGGACGACCUCAAGGACGAGAUCAUCCGCCCAUCCCCCUCACUGCUGGCCAUGUCCAGCUCCCCGCAUGGCAGCCACGAUGACCUUCCCUCCCCAUCCCCCAGCAACGGCCAGGGCCUGCUGCGCAGCACGUACUUCUCGGCUCAGGAUGACGUGGAUCUGUACACAGACUCGGAACCCAGGGCCACAUACCGAAGGCAAGAUGCCCUGCGGCCGGACGUGUGGCUGGUCAGAAACGACGCCCACCCCCUGUACCACAAGCGCUCGCCCCCCGCCAAAGAGUCGGCCCUGUGCAAGUGCCAAAACUGCGGCCUGCCCAGCAGCUCCUCACUCUGCCAGCGCUGCGAGAGCCUGAUCACCUGUCCCCCGGCCUCCAAGCCGGGCGCCUUCCCAGGCAAGGCCUCCUCCCACGACAACCUGGCCCAGGGCUCAUCUCUGCGGGACAAGUAUGUGGGCCAGACUCCGGGCCUCGACCGGCUGCCGCACCUCCACUCAAAAUCCAGACCCUCCUCCACCACAGCCACCUCCCGCUGUGGCUUCUGUAACCGCCCGGGCGCCACCAACACCUGCACGCAGUGCUCUAAAGUUUCCUGCGACGCCUGCCUCGGCGCCUACCAUUUCGACCCCUGCUGCAAAAAGAGUGAGCUGCACAAGUUCAUACCCAACCACCAGCUGAACUACAAGUCCACCCAGUUCUCCCAUCUCGUGUACAGAUAGACUUGACCAUGCGCCUCCCUGCUACAAGGGCUACACCACUGACCUUUCCAGUGUCAUGGGGAAGAAGUGUGAUGCGUUGAUCUCAGAAGCAGAGACCUGCCCCUGACCCUGUGGGUACGGGGUGAGGGGUGGGGAUUGGGGCUGGCUGUACCCUGUAGGAGUUCACUUAGCAAUUCAGAGCUUUUAACGGGUGACUGCUUCCGUCGCCUGACAAGGGAGAGCGUGGCACUUCAGUUCAGAUUCAUUUUUGCUAAUCACUCCACUCCCCGUUCUGGAUUUCUCUUGUUCUGUUUUGUUUUGUUUUUUAAGAGCAUUUCUAUCUCUGCGACUUGCCACGUCUACCCCCACUCCUACCCCAAAGCCAACUUGGACUGGGAAGGGCCUUCCAGGUCACCUCCAAACACCCACCUGGAGCGGCGAGCUAGAGGCCUGUUGGCUUGUGAAAUGAGCCCUCCUGCCAUACCCGGCCUCUUCCAGGGGCUCAGCCCUUCAUUGCUGCCCCCUUCCCAGUUACCAGCGUCCCCCACUUGGAUGUCCUGCACCCUGACUUCCCCUCCCCUCUGGGUUCCAGAGGUGAACCGAGACAAGUGUUAGCUGAGUGUCGUCCUGCGGCACCACAGCUCAGUUUAGCCCAUGGGGUUGUGACCUUGGCUUCGGCUCAGUAAAGGGUGGACCUUCCACGGCAGGCCCGACUUCCCCCAGUCUGUUUGCACACGCCCCUUUUACUGUACUGUAAAUAGAUAUUUUUGAGAUUUAUUUUUAAAUAAAUAUCCAACUUGCCAUGUGUUUCAGAGUGGUUAAGAGGUUAAUUAUGUAGCUAUUUAUAAAAAUGUCCUGGUUCAUUAGUCUUCCAAAGGGGAGGGAGUCCAUGCCCUUCCACCUGGUAGCCUUGCUCACCACAGUUCCAGGCUGGAACAGAGUAUGGGGGCGGAGGAGGCACAGAGCCGAUGGCGCCGGGUUGGUGGAGAGCCACCGUCUCCCCUCCAGGAAACCUCUACACACCUACCUCCAGUGUGCACUUUGGGGGUCGGUGCGGGCCCUGCGUCUGGGCCCCUGUGGACGGUGAGAGCCUAGUGCCGGCGAUUCGGGAACCUCACCCCUCGGAGCUGCAGCCGGUGUUUGCCACUUGCCGGAUCGGGGCCUGGCGCUCCGAACUUCCUGAGUCUUGUUUCCGAAAGAGCACCGUUUGGGAUUCCCCCCGCCCAGCCUCCAUCUCAGUCCUCUCUCUUCUCGUCACCUGCUUCCAGGACUCCUUGCAACUUCUGCAAUCUUUUUGCACUAAAAGUGGGCUGGAGUCGGCGUGCACCCACCCGGCAGACCUCUCCUGAGAUCCUCGCUGAGCCUCGGCGCUUCCAAACCAGCUCGCCCCUCCACUCUUCAUGUGAAUGACUGACCCUGGAUUUUCCUUUUGGGGUGCAGAGCAGGAGUGGGGCAAGAGUUUGAAAAUAAAACCGCUUUCUUGUGAAUUAAUAUAUUUUAGCCAUAAGUGUUUGUGAUGUCCAGAGUGUUGAAGGGAUUUCCGUGCAGUGGGUUUCUGGAGGCAUUCAGCUCUUGAGCAGAUUUAAACCUGGCUGAAUCCUGAGGCCACUGUGAAUUUGCUGAUGUUCUUCCAACUCAGUUGAGUGAUUUUAAGGUUUUCCAGAUCUUCUACUGCUCUUUUUUAUAUAUCUAGUAGAUCACGUGUAGAUACUCACUGUGUAAAUGAAACUGAGUUUCACCCAACUUUACUACUAAGACCAGCUCAUUCUGGGGCAUUCAUCUUUGAUGUUCUUCCUUUUCACGUUUCAGAAGUGUCGAUGCCUGUCCCACUCCUGAGAGCUCUAGUUUUCUAGUUUUCCAUUUCUAGAUCGCUCUAGCACUACAGUAACAAAUCUUUUAACUAACCGUGAUGCCACGUAACUUAACUUAUACAGCGAACAAAAGCAGGACCGACUCGGUCACCUGGGGGAGCGCGUGCACUGCGCGUCCAGCGUCCGUGUCGUCACAGAACACCGCGCCCGCGGACUGGAGUAGGAAAUGCUAUGGCCGUGCUCGUCUUGGUGUGUAUCUUACUGUAUGAGGUUGCUGUGAUUGAGAUAGUUCAAUAUAUGCUAAUUUAAAAAUGCAAAUGUUUUGCAUUUGAUUUAUACCAAGCGUUGAAAUGUUGAGAGAUGAUUUAAAAAUAAUAAAGUGUC